Molecule: messenger RNA, 37043 nt
Organism: Spirodela intermedia
Lineage: Eukaryota; Viridiplantae; Streptophyta; Magnoliopsida; Alismatales; Araceae
Source: the annotation of a GenBank genome assembly
AUGUUUUCCGGCGGAAGCGGCGGCGGCAGGCCCAUCCGGGUUCUGAACGUCGCGGAGAAGCCCUCGGUGGCCAAGUCGGUGGCGGAGAUACUGUCUCGGCGCGGCGGAGGAUUCAGGUCUCGGGAGGGGCGGUCCCGCUACAACAGAGUGUUCGAGUUUGAUUAUACUAUCCGCGGGCAGGCCUGCCACAUGCUGAUGACAUCUGUCACUGGCCAUCUUAUGGAACUUGACUUCGACGAACGAUACCGCCGGUGGCACUCCUGUGACCCGGCCGACCUCUACAACGCCCCCGUCCGCAAGUAUGUUCCGCAGGUUAGCUUCCCUACUAUUUUCUUCUGUGUUUUGUCACUCCAAUUCGGCUGUUUGUUUUUGAUUCUUUGUUCUCUUCUUUACGCCCGCAAUUGGUGAUUCUCGAGUAUAAGAAGUCAUUUGACUUAAGAUCUUCAUCACAAGAAAGGGACUUGAUAAGAGGAAUCCUGAUUGUUUCAUUUCCUCUUUUGGUUGCUUUGCCUUUUUAUGUGAGCAGUGGUUCAAUUAGAAUCAGUUAACAUAUGUGAGGAAUUCGAAGAAAAGUCAUUCAAGAGUGGGCUGACACAAUCUUGUGCAUGAAUAUGAUAUGCCAUUAGACAGUUUCGGAAUGUGAAAUCUGUCUUAUCAAAGGUUUCCAUUAACUCCUACUAAUAAGGGAAAAACUCUGAGCACGAUCUCAUUUUUUUAUUUUGUGUUCAAGCAUGUUAUAUUCAUGGUCGUUUUAAGAUGAAUUUUGCAAAAAUUCUUUUGGAUUGUUAGUGUGGAAGUUUUACGUUUUGCAUGACAAUCUUUACUUGUGGAAAAUGUAGGACAAAUUGGAUAUCAAAAGAACAUUGGAAGAGGAAUCCAGGAGUUGUCACUGGCUUAUAUUGUGGUUAGAUUGUGACACAGAAGGCGAGAACAUUGCAUUUGAAGUGCUAGAUGUUUGCGCAGCAGUUAACAACCAUCUAGACGUGUGGAGAGCUCGUUUCUCUGCACUUAUUGAUAGGUAGUAAAGUUGUGCAGUUUUUCAAUCUCAUUUUAUGAUGCUUAUUUUUUUCUAAUUCAGUGCCUUUGAUUUGGAUGGCAGGGAGAUACACCAAUCGGUGCAGAAUCUUGUUCGGCCUAAUAAACUACUGGCGGAUGCUGUAGACGCUAGGCAGGUAAUUUGGACUCAGACGUUUCAUUAUUUUCCAGAACUUUUGUGCCUGUUUCAUUAUGAUGCCUCACUUCCAUCAAAUUACUAAUGGCCGAAAAGGUUCCUCCUAUUUAGUUUUACGUUUUAACCAAGUGAUAGCUUGACGAUUUGUGAAAUUUUCUGCAGGAAAUUGACCUCAGAAUUGGUGCCUCCUUUACCAGAUUCCAAACCAUGUUGCUGAAAGAUGCAUUUGUUUUAGAUUUUCUAGACGAGGACAGGAAUUUGGUUUUGAGUUAUGGUCCUUGUCAGGUUCUAACUUUUGUCAGGAUUUCCCAAGUGGUUCUUUCUCUUUGAUUUUUUAUUAUCUUUGAUAUUAGCUACUCAUACGAGAGUUUCUUUUUUGCCUUUUGCAGUUUCCAACUCUUGGGUUUAUUGUUGAGCGUUAUUGGGAAAUACAGUCACACGAGCCUGAAGAAUUUUGGACAAUUAACUGUUCUCAUAUGUCUGACAAUGGGACAGCUGCUUUCAAUUGGAUGUAUGAUUUUUAAUCCGUUCGUAGAUUUAUUCUAUUUUCACCAUCUGUGGUCUGUCCUUAUGGAGAUAAUCUUUAUUUAGGCGAGGCCGUUUGUUUGAUUACACUUGCUCAGUUAUCAUUUAUGAGAUGUGUGUUGAACAACCGAUUGCAACAGUAAGUCUUCUCUUUACCCUUAUUUUUUUUGUUGCUGGCUUUGGUUAUAGGUUCUUCGAUUGUUUGAAACCUUUAAAUUUUAGGUCAAGAAUGUUAAACAGCAGCAGAAGUUGAAGUAUCCUCCCUUUCCACUAAGUACAGUUGAACUUCAAAAACGGGCAUCUCGAUAUUUUAGAAUAAGCUCUGAACGUACUAUGAAGGUGAUAAACUUCCAGCUCUUUUGUGUGAUCUCACAUUUUACAUGCUCUCAUUCAUUGAACUGAAGUACAGCGCUCAUACAUUAAAUCUUCUGAGUUAAUCUCAUACAUUUAAGGGUCUCCUGAUUGCUUGAAACCUUUAUAAAACUUAAUUAAUUUUAGUCACAUUGAAAGGUUUUCUGACUUAAUUAAUUGUAAUCACAUUUGGUGUUCCUGAUUUUUCUCUUUAUCCAUUUGUUAGAUUCAUGCCAUCACCACAGCAACCAUUAGAUAAUUACUACAGCACUGACUCGUAAACACUAGCAUCGAGUUGGAUCAAAGUGUGUGAGUUGAACUGGUGACCUGCAUGUGUCAGGUCUAGGAUCAAAAAAUUUAACAGUUUUAGACGUAUAUAUCCUUUUUUAACGUUAGAUCAUUACAUUUACACUCAUAUUUUCUUGCCUUUUAGUUUCUUAUGGCUAUCAUAAUUGUUUUUUCACUCUUCAAAUAUAAAUUCUUUUAUUUUGACUAGGUAUAUUUUUGUGCGUACACUUGUAAAUUAUACUAUACAUUGUAUUCGGAUUAGCAAAAAUGUCAAUUUGAAUGUUUUUUUUUACUUUUUAUUAUGAAAUCACCCUUUUAUAUUGUCAGCCUACCUUAUGGCAUGCUUGUAAAACAUGCAAACAUAUACACUGAGGAUACCCUCCAUGAGAUGCAAUACCUCUGAUCUAGAAACAAGAAUAAAUGAAACAUUGUAUCCACUCAACCCACACCAUCCUAUCCUCCAUGUCUUCUUAAUCUUGAGCCUUCCUCAUCACCCCUAGCAAUGGUUGGGAGAGCCCUCUUCUUUUUAAGCCAACUUUUUCCCAUGCCAUGAUGUUAAUUUUCAUUAUGAAGAAAAUUCUUCAUGGUAUUUGGCGAUUUCCUGAGCAGCAAUAUGUGACCGAGAUGAAGAUUGGCAAAUUUAGAUGGUCUUAGAUGAACUUUGCAGAGAGAGUUGAGUAUUGAGUUGAGUUAUCUUUUCCAUGAGAUUUUAUUUUGAAAAUUUUCUUGGUUGUCUUCUUAAUUAAGAAAAAUACCAGAGAAGGUUGAAUGUUUCAUAAAGUUUGUGUCACUAUAAAAGAGUGAGGAUGCUGAGUUUAAACACUGAAUCCUUAAAUCAUUUUGAUGAGCCAUAAAUGUUUAGAAAAUAUAUCAUGUUAAAACUAAGAAAUUUUGAGUGAUAGUAACUAAAAGUUGACACUUGAAAUUAAACAGAAAAUAGACAAGGAUCGACGGCAACUAAGAUUUGGCACUAGACAGGGUUGUCUUAGGUGCCAGUUCUUGUAACUUAGGAGUUGAUAGUAAUGAAUAAUGAAUUUGAGGAUGAAGAUAUAACUAAUUUUUUGGUCGACCCUCGAAGCACCUAUUAUAGAAACAUCAACACAGCAUAAAAUGUCAAUACUUAACACAAAAGGAUGGAGAUUUGUUAGAAAUACUUUUUCCAUUUAUUGUUUUAGACCUUUAUUUUCCUGUCCAUCGUACCUUGUAAUAAAACAAUAGACUGAACCGGUUCAAAUUGAAUUGGACCAGCUUACCUUCUCUCAUUUCAUAACAGCUGGUCGGUGUAAAAUACCAACCAGCAUGUAAGCAUUAGUGUGUGAUGAAAUUUAGGGCUUUAGCCUUCUUCUUUUUCGUGUCUCUCUCUCGUGUUCACUACUGGCACAAAAAGAUAGGAAGGGAAGCAUUUAGAGAUGAUCAAUGCCCAACACGAUUUCUAACAUGGUAUCAGAGCACAAGUGUGAACAGUUUAAGUCUCCUCUGAUCUUUUGAGUUCUUCUUGAACAACAGUUUCUUAUUUUCAUGAGAAAACAUAUUUUUUCAUAACUUGUUAGAACAAGUCCCUAGUUCGCUGAUUCUUCACUAUCUAGGUGAGAAUCUAGUGCUAUUGACCUACAAAAUACGAACUGUGGAUUCAUGUCUGAUUUGUAGAUUGACUCCUUUCUAAAACAAACAUACCUAAUUCUUGAGUUCUAAAGAAUGUGUGGAGUGACUUCUAUGGCAGAACAAGAACAAUCCCAAUUUGUGAGGGUGGAACCUAGUCAGAUCUAUGGAGAUUUGCCAAUUAUAUCAUAAACAGAUCAUCUAGAUGAUAGGGAUUACUUUGGAUGGUCUCAGCAAAUUCGAGUUGUUCUUAAAGAAUGCGGAAUGGCUAAUCAUUUAGCUCAUCCAAGCAUGAAGGUUGGAGAUCCGGGAUUUGAAGCAUGGGAUCAAAAAGACUUAAAAAUUGUGGGUUGGAUGUGGACAAUCAUGGUUCCUGAGAUCUGUAGAACAUGUUUGUAUCUUCUUACAGCUAUAGCAAUUUUGAAAAAUUUAUAUCAGACAUUCAAGAGCAAGAGAUGCUGCACAUCUUUAUGAAUUAAAGUUAAAGAUGAUGACCAUGAGGCAAGGGGAAAAAUCAGUGACAUAAUACACUCAUGAAGUAAGAAUAUUAUGGCAAGAAUUUGAUCAAUAUAAAAUUGUUGAUAUGAGAGAUUCAUUUGAUGCAGCUUUGUAUAGAGAGGAAACAGAAAGGGAUAGAAUGUAUAACUAUCUUGUGGGACUGAACUCUAAAUAUGAUCUAAUCAGAAUUCAGAUCUUAGGAAGAGAGAAAUUACCUCCUCUCAAUGAAGUAAUCUUCCUGGUGAGAGGAGAAGAAAGUUGUCGGAACCUAAUGCUUGGUUCCUAGAAUGCGGAAAAUUCAGCAUAUAUGGCUAGAAAUGAAAAACAUUAUGGCAAUAAGAGUACCAAAACAAGGGGUGAACCUUUAAGACAAGAGAAGACUUCUAACAAUGAUUUUAGAGACGAGUUAUGGUGUACAUAUUGCAAGAAGUCAAGGCACAUGAUUGACAUGUGUUAUAAAUUACAUAGGAGGCCUCGAAAUUAUGAAUGGGCACAAAACAAGAGACAACAAAAGAAUGAAAGUCAACCACAUAUAUUUGUUGCCCAACAAAAGGAAGUAAAUUCUUCAAAUCAUAGACAAGCUGCAAAGAAGUUUCACAAGCCUAAGUAAUACAAGCUCCGUGUUCACUUAUUUAUUCAAGUAAGUCUCUAACUUUUAUUUAGUUGAAUGCCUCAAUAAAUAGUAAAUCUUCACCUUAGAUUGUCGAUUCAGGGGCCACAUAACAUAUGACCUAUGCUCCUUGUCCAAGUAAUAGAAAAAUUACCACAGAUGUUGGCUCCUCAGUCACUAUUGCUAGGAUAGGAAACAUUUGCCUAUCACCUUAUAUUACCUUGAAAAAUAUACUUCAUGUUCCUAUGUUGACCACCAACCUCAUUUUUGUUAGCAAACUUACAUGAGAGCUAGGAAAUGUUGUGUUUGAUCCUAAUAUUUAUCUAUUUUUUGACAAGAUGUAUGGGAGGACGAUUGAAUGUGCUAGAGAAUGGAGUUGACUCUAUUAUUUGGAGCUUCCAAGCCAAUCAAACAUUGCAGUAGAUCAAAACAACAUUCUCAAGAACCCUAACCUGUCAAAUAGUGAAAAAAAUUAGCUUCAACAUCAAAGAUUGAGACAUCCCUCAUUUUCGAUUCUGAAAAAUUGAUUUCUUUCUUUGUUUCACAACUUGAAUAUCUCUGAAUUUAAGUGUGAAGUAUGUGAAUUUGCCAAAUAUUGAAAAAUACCUUUCCCUAAAAAUAAUAUGAAACGUUCAAUAUCUUUUUUCCAUGUUUAUAGCGAUGUAUGGGAGCCUACACCAACACCUAGCACAAGUGGAGUUAGGUGGUUUAUCACCUUUAUUGAUGAUUGUACAAGAAUGAUUUGGAUUUAUUUGCUUAAAAAUAAAUCUAACAUAAGUAUGGCACUCGUACAAUUCUGUUCUUUGAUUAAAACAUGGUUUGAGACAACAAUUUAGAUGUUUAGAUCUGAUAACACUAAAUAUUACAUCAAUCAUACCUUAAUCUCUUAUUUCCAAAAAUAAGGUAUAGUACAUGAAUCGUCAUGUGUCUAUACACCCCAACAAAAUGGGGUGGCUAAACAGAAAAUGAUCAUCUGUUAGAGAUGACCAGAGUUCUCAUUAUUCAAAACAAUGUAUCAAAAUAUUUUUGGGGUGAGGGAGUUUUUAUGGUUGCCCACCUUAUAAAUCGUCUACCAAUUAAAUCUUUGAAUUCUAAAAGUUCAAUUGACAUGUUAUCUUUCUUUUAUCCUCAUAUUCUAUUAAAAACGAAUCUCAUACCUAAAAUAUUUGGGUGUACAACAUUUGUUCCUAUUCAUGAACAACAUAGAGAUAAAUUAGAUCCUAGAGCUCUAAAAUGUAUUUUUGUAGGAUAUUUCCAAACAUAGAAAUGAUAUUUUUGUUAUUAUCCUCCAACAAUUUUUUUUUCAUCUCAAGGGAUAUUACCUUCAAUGAGAAGGAAGCAUACUAGAACACAUCAAAUCAUCAUGAUAAGAUUCAAAUAUUAGAGGAUCCAGAAUUAAGUUUUUUACUUCCUACUACUGAUUCAUUACUAGACCUCCCUAUGGCUCCCAUUGAACCACCUAUUAUUGAAUCUACUCCUAACAUAAACCUCGAAAGAGGAAGAUUUGGUCUAAGUAUAUUUCAAAGAAAAAAAGAAAUACUCCAGAAUCUGUGCAUGUUCAAGAAUCCUCCCAAGAUGAGUCAAAUGAUACAUCCCAGAUCAGGACCUUACUUAUUGAUGAAGACCUACCUAUUGCCCUUCGAAAGGGGCUAAGAGAAUGUACUCAAAACCAUUAUAUUUUAUGGCAAUUGUUUUGUCAUAUAAUAGAUUAUCACCUUCACACAAAGCCCGUGUAUCUAACUUAAGUUCUACCUCAAUCUCAAAUACUGUUUUUGAGGCUUUAACUCAUGAGAAACUAUGAAUGAGGAGAUGGAAGCUUUGAAAAAAAAUGACACUUGGGAACUUGUAUGUCUGCCAAUGGGGAAGAAAGUUGUUGGGGGCAAAUGAGUGUAUACAAUUAAAUAUCAUUUAGAUGGAUCCAUAGAAAGACACAAAGCUAGGCUGGUUGCAAAAGAUAUACACAAACUUAUAUAAUUGAUUAUCUUGAAACAUUUGAACUAGUAGAAAAAGUGAAUACAACCAGUAUACUUGUCAUUGACAAUUAAGUCUAAUUGGGAUCGUCAGCAAUUUGAUGUUAAGAAUGUAUUUUUACAUGGUGAAUUAAAAGAGAAAAUAUAUAUGUAGGUACCACAUGGAUAUGAGGAAUUUAGAUGCUAAUAUUGUGUGCAAGCUGAAGAAAGCAUUGUAUGGACUGAAACAAUCUCCUUGGGCUUGGUUUGGUAAAUUCAUAAAAGUUAUGCUCAAGAUGGGAUACAAACAAAGUCAAGCUGAUCACAAUUUAUUUGUCAAACAUUCUUCUUCAGGGGAUAUAUGUGGACGAUAUUAUUGUGACUAGAAAUGAUGAUGUAGAAAAAAGAUUUCUAAGUCACUAUUUAUCUCAAGAAUUCGAGAUGAAAAUUCUAGAAAGAUUAAAAUACUUCCUAAGUAUUGAAGUUGCUUAUCAUAAGAAUUCUAUUUUUCUAUCUCAACAAAAAUAUGUGGUAGAUUUUUUACAAGAAACUAGAAAAAUAGCCUACAAACCAAUUAAUUCUCCAAUUGAUCCUAAUCUCAAGUUAGUGGAGGAAGACAUUGCUGUGGAUAAAAGGAUGUAUCAAUGACUAGUAGGUAAAUUGAUUUAUCUAUCAUAUACAUGGUCAGACAUAGCAUAUGUAAUCAGUGUCAUUAGUUAAUUCAUGCACAAUCUGAAAUAAGUAUAUUUCUAAGCAACAUGUUGUGCUCCACACUUUUUAAAAGGAACACCAGGAAAAUGUCUUUUAUUCAAAAAAUAUGAUUAUCUAAUCCUUGAAAUGUACACAGAUGCAGAUUAUGCUAGAUCUAUUAUAGAUCAACGAUCAACAUUAAGAUAUUGUACAUUUCUUAGAGGUAAUCUUAUUACUUAGAGAAGUAAGAAACUAUUACAAACCUCUUGAGAUUUGGGCGAAUCUUCACCCUAAUCUUACCUUAGACGUGGCUCACUCAGGAAAUCAACUCUUUGUUGUAUAGAAGAACUAGAUUGAAUAAUUAAAAAUGGAAAUUGGAAAGACAAUAGAGGUUCGCAGACAGUAGGGUGAGUUCCUCAGGUUGGAUCAAUCCUCAAGAAUAGGAGAGCCCAAAUCAGACAUCCCUAGGGACAGAUCUCCCUCUCCACUCUCUGUUUUCUCCUCCUCUUUCUUAUUUUGGCCUCUUCUAUAUUUAUAGACCCCAGUACAUUAUUCUGUUGUGGUCCCCCUUUCACAUGGGGGUCUAGGUCAUCUUGUGUAGAUGAUAGUUGGCUUUAUAACAUUACUUCCCCCCAUGAGUUUCACCUUGUCCACAAGGUGAGAUGUAGGAAAUUGUCGAAGGAAUGUUGAUACUGUCAUCCAUAACGAUUCAAACUUUGGAAGAUGUUUCCAUGAAACUAAAAUCUUUGUGUCUUGAGGAGUUGACCUAUGAGCUUUUAUGCCAUCUAGAAUUAGUAUCCAUUCUUGUUCUUCUGAUAGUGUUGGGGGAAUUGGUUAACUUAUGCUGUGUGUUCUGAGUGUCUUCUUGAGCUGGGAUAUAUGGAACACCGGAUGAAUAACUGAAUGGUUGGGCAAUUGGAGUUUAUAUGCCACUGGUCCAAUUCUUUCCAUAAUAGGAUAUGGAUCAAAAUAGUGAGGGUUUAUCUUCUUGAUUUCCUUUUUUGCCAGAGAUUUCAUUUGGUAUGGUUUGAUUUUGAGGAAGACCAUAUCACCCACCUCUAAUUCAACUUCUCAACGAUGCUUAUUUGUAUUAAAUUUCAUCCUCACUUGUGCCUUGUGCAAGUUGAAUUUCAAAAUCUUAAGGAUAGCAUUCUGUUCCGAGAGUAGUUGAUGAUCGAUAGCAUCAAGUGGUGAAGGGGAUGUUCCAUAUUUGAUAAGUUUCCACGGGUCCCUGCCAUAUGCUGCUCGAAAAGGAGUCAUUUUAGUGGAAGAAUGAUAUGAAGUAUCGUAAUUAUAUUCUGCCCAAUGAAACCAUAAUUUUCAUUGCUUCGGUUUAUCAAAUACUGCACAUCUCAUGUAAUUUUCUAAGCACUUGUUGACAACUUCAGUUUGUCCAUCUAUUUGAGGGUGGUAAGAAGAGCUGAAUUUGAGUUCAGUCCCUUGUAGUGUGUAGUUCAUGCCAAAAUGCACUUAAAAAUAUUUGUCCCUUAUCAGAGACCACUGUUUUUGAAACCCAUGGAGUCAUACGAUUUCCUUGAUGAAUAGUUGAGCGACCUCCUUGGCUGAGAAUGGAUGAUGUAGGGCAAUGAAAUGACUGUUCUUGCUGAAUCUAUCCACUACUACUAAUAUGGCAUUCGAUUCAUAUGAUUUGGGUAAGGCUUCAAUAAAAUCCAUUGAAAAGUCUUCUCAUAUUUGGGUAGGUAUAGGCAAAUGGUUGUAGAAGUCCUGUCGGAGAUAGUGAAGAAGAUUUGCACUGUAAACAAGUAGGGUAAUUGUUGAUAUAUGCCUUUAUAUCUUUCUUCAUUCUUUGCCAAUAGAAUUGUUGCGAAAUUCUAUGGUAUGUCUUUUGAAACCCCGAAUGACCCCUCACCAAGCUGUCAUAAAUUAAUUGUAACACUCUGAUAAUUAAACGAGAAUGUGUUGGCAGAACCAACCUUUCUUUAUAUAGCAAAGAUCCAUCCUUCAAAGAAUAUAAUUUGUUUGCUGUAUCUCCUUUAGACAAGGAGGUUUUAAUCUCUGCAAACCUAGUGUCUUGGUCCGCUAUUAGUCAGACAGCUUCGAGAUCAAUGCAGUGAUGUGCUAUUGGCUCAUUUAGUUCAGCCUGCAGUAAUAAUGGACAUCGGGAUAAUGCAUAUGCGGCCUAAUUGUUUUUCCCUUCAUUAUAUUUAAUUUCAAAACUAUAGCCCAUCAAUUUCACCAACCAUUUAUGAUAUUCAACAUGGAUUUCCUUCUAUUCAAGUAAGAAUUUAAGACUGUACUGAUCUAUUUUGAUGAUAAAAUGUUGAUACAUAAGAUAAUGUCUCUAUUUUCUUACUACCAACAUUAGAGCCAUCAACUCCCAUUCAUAGGCUGAUUUCAAUUUGGCUCUCAUUGAAAGUGUUUGACUGAAAUAAGCUAUUGGGCGCCCUUGUUAUAUGAGAAUGGCCCCAACACUUGAUCUAAAAGCGUCAGUUUUCACAAUAAAUUCUUAUGAAAAAAUUGGUAAUGCUAAUAUCGGAGCCAUAGUCAUUACUUGUUUAAGGGUAGAAAAAGCUGCUUGUGCUUCUCUUGACCAAUAGAAUACAUCUUUUCUUAAUAAUUGUGUUAGUGGCCACGCAAUUAAAGCAUAGUUGGCUAUAAAUUUUCUAUAAUUCUAGUGAGCCUUAGGAACCCACAGAGUUCCUUAAGAUUUUUAGGAAUUGGCCAAUUAGUCAUGGCAGAUAUCUUCCCCUUAUUGACUUCUACUCCUUCUGCCGACACCUAGUGGCCCAAAUACUCUAGUUUACUUUCUCUAAAUCUGCAUUUCUUGACAUUAAUUUGAAGAGAAUUUGCUGGAGAAUGAAAAAUACCGUCCUCAUAUGAUGCUAGUGUUCAGCAGCAGUGACGCUGUACACAAGUAUAUCAUCAAAGAAAACCAGUACGAAUCACCUCAAUUGAUGUUGAAAUAUUUGGUUCAUUAGUGAUUGAAAGGUUGCUGGUGCAUUUGACAAUUCGCAAGGCAUGACUUUAAAUUCAUAAUGGCCAUGAUGAGUCUUGAAUACAGUCUUAGGUACAUCUUUCUUUUUCAUUUUGAUUUGAUAAUAUCCUGACUUUAAAUCAAGUUUUGAAAAAACUGAUUUCCCAGAUAAUUCAUCUAGCAGCUCAUCUACAACUAGAAUGGGGUAUUGGUCAGGAAUUGUAGCUCGGUUCAAUGCUCUAUAAUCUGUACAAAAUCUCUAUCCGCCAUUUUUUUUCUUGACUAAUAAUGCAGGGCUCACAUAAGGACUAUGUGAAGGUUGUAUGACUUCUGUUGAUAUGAGUUCUUGGACGAGUGUCUCAAUUUUAUUUUUCUAAAAAUGAGAGUAUUUAUAAGGCCUCAAGUUAAUAGGUUUUGUUCCUGGUAAUAGAUGAAUGGCAUAGUCAACAGGGCGCUUGAGUGACAUUCCUAUCACUACUUCAAAAACCUUUAGAAAUUCUUGUUUUAGACUGAUUUCUAAAUCGUUGGGUGCAUUAGGGUCUCUAUGUGAGUGAAUGUGAUGCAAUUCAACCACAUAUGCCUUCCUACUCUUAAGUUCCUUCUUUACUUUUCUUGGUGAUGUAUUGAUUUUGAUAAUACUAGGGUCUUCUUUGAAGAUGUGAAUUUUGCCUCCUAUCAUGAACCUCAUUAUGAACUUAUCAUAGUUGGAAAGGAUCCACCCCCAAGUUUUCAACCACUGUAUGCCUAGGAUCACAUCCGUGUCACUCAAUUUUAGUGGUAAGGAAUAUUGUACUAUCAAAACACCUUGCACAUGGAGAAGAAUAGCCUUGCAAAUUGCUGCACCUGCCACUAUGUUGCCGUUGCUCAUAACUAUGCUGUAGCCAUUUAGCUUCUCCAUUUGUAAGGAUAAGUUAUCAAUUAUUUUGGUGUACAAGAAAUUGUGAGUUGCCCCACUAUCAAUGAUAUUGACACCUUGGUGUCAUGAAUUUUGCCCCAGAAUUUCAUAGUCCCUUGCUGAAUAAUUCUCAUGACUGAAUUUAAGGACAUGUGUGCAGUAAAAGCCUUCUCAUCCAUGUUGGAUAUAAUCUGAUCAAAUAGUUCCCACCCUUCAUUGGUGCUAUCAUCUUCUGCACUCUUCUGGUCUUCAUCCACAACAAUAAUAUCCAACUCCUUUUUCCAGCGAUGCCCUAGAGUGAAUUUUUCAUUGUAGUAAUAGCAUAAUCCUUUAUCUUUUCUUUUUUGAAAUUCCUGAUCUGUCAACUUGAGUAUCUUGCGGUUACUCAAAGGUGGCUUGGAUGUCAUGGAAUUUUCCUUUGAUGUGCCUUCAACUGAAUCUUGAUAAUCCUUCUUGAAAUUACCUUUUUUAGUUGUAUUCUGGAAUUCUCUUUUGCAAGAAUCAUAACGAGGUUGAGGUGGUUUAGGCUUUGUAAUCACUUGUUUUCCAAAGAAUUUAUUUCUGCUAUUUCGGAUUUCUCAAAGACGAAUCUUCACUUGGAUUGAUAAAUUCAUUGUUUCUCUGAGUCCCAAGGGCUCAUGCAUUGCCAAUUCCGAUCUGAUAUCUGAUUUCAAGCCCCUCAAAUAUGCAUCUUUUAAUACUUCUGUGUUUAUAUGAGGUAGAAAGGUUACAAUUUGUUCAAAUUCGGCCUUGUAUUCUCUUAGUGAUGUGGCUUGUUGUAAGCUCAUUAGUUGUUGCAGUGAACUCCCCAUCUCAAAUGUCUUGAAUUGUUUCCCCAAUUGACUCUUAAAGUCAUGGCAAUCUCGAAAUGGAAACCUCUCUUUCAUCCAUAUAUAUCAUUCCAGGGCUUCCCCCUCCAUACUCAACAUAAUUUGCUUGAGUCUAUCAUGUUUUGACAUAGGGUUUAGGCAGAAAUAUCUCUCAGCACGCUUGAUCCAUUCUUCAGGGCCAUAUCCUUGGAAAAUUAUUAACUCUAUCCCCUGAUUUAUCUAUGUUUGGCCAUCUUGUGAAGCUUGACUUGAAUUAGUGGUGCCAUUAUAUGGUUGCCUCGGUUCCUCUCUUGGAUCUUCAUUUGGAUGCGAGUUGGAGUGUGGAUCCCUUGUGGAUAAUUUUUGGAGAAUUUGGUUGAGUUUUCUCUUUGCUCGAUUAAGGAUUGUUCUUGCUUAGCAUAUCCUUGUUUCAGAGAUGCAACCUCUUCUUCUAACGAAGCCAUCUGAUGUGCCUUAGAUCUGGUGAACAUCCGCCGAUCAAGAUAGGUUCCAGGCUAUAUUAGAUCUUUCUUCUUGCCGUAGAUCUGCCAAUCUUCUUCCAACAUUUUGACUCUCUGGAAUUACGGUCAAAUAAUUCGUUGUAAGAAUUACCUUCGUCUCUUGAAUUCAUCGUAGUUCGAUCUUGGAAGGAAUUUCUGCUUUAACUUGUUAAUUUGAUCCUCAUUAAGCCCCGAACAGAAUCUUGCUCCUGUAAUCUUGUGCUUGCGGUAAUUUCUCUGAGCUCUCGCAAAAGGACCAGAAUGUCUGCUCUGAUACCAGUGUUACGAACCUCUUGAGGCUUGGGCGAAACUUCACCCCAAUCUUACCUUAGACAUGGCUCACUCAGGAAAUCAACUCUCUCUUGUAUAGAAGAACUAAACUGAACAAUUGAAAAUAGAAAUUGGAAAGACCAUAGAGGUUCUCAGACAGUAGGGUGAAUUCCUGAGGUCGGAUCGAUCCUCAAGAACAGGAGAGCCCGAAUCGGACUUCCCCAGGGACAAAUCUCCCUCUCUACUCUCUGUUUUUUGCCCCCAUUUCUUAUUUCGGCCUCUUCUAUAUUUAUAGGCCCCAAUACAUUAUUCUGUUGUGGUCCCCCCUCAAUGUGGGGGUCUAGGUCGUCUUGUGUAAAUGACGGUUGACUUCGUAAUAGAAACAAAAUGUCGUAGCUAGAUCAAGUGCAGAAGUUGAAUUUCGUGUUAUGGCACAAGGCAUUUGUGAGACUCUAUGGGUCAAUAUCAUUUUGAAGGAUUUGAAGAUCAAUAUAGAUGGUCCAAAGAAGCUUUGUUGUGAUAAUAAAUUGGCGAUUAAUAUUGUUCACAACUUUGUUCAGUAUGAAGAACUAAACACAGAGAUUGAUUGCCACUUUAUAAAGGAGAAGAUAGAUAGUGGACGGAUGUACUCUAUAUCUGCUUGCAACUGACCAAAUCACAAAUAUAUUUACAACAACAUAUUCUAUCAUCUUGUGUCCCGUUCACCAACUUGAGGGUGAGUGUCAAAAAUAUUUUUUUCAUUUACUGUUUUAGUCCUUUAUUUUCUUGUCCAUCACACCUCGUAAUAAAACAAUAAACUGAACCGGUUCAAAUUGAACCGGACCAGUUUACCCUCUCCCAUUUCAUAACAGCUGGUCGGUAUAAAUACCAACCGGCAUGUGUGAUGAAAUUUAGGCCUUCAGUCUUUUUCUUUUCCGUGUCUCUCUCUUGUGUUCAUUGCUGGUGCAGAAAGGAAGGAAUGGAGGCAUUUGGAGAUGAUCAAAGUCCAACACGAUUUCUGACAAGAUUUACAAAGUCAUAUCAACUAUCACUUAAAACUAUAACCAAAAUGAAAAAUAAUUAACUAUUAUCCUGCUUGUUAGAGAGAAACCCAAUUAAAUGGAGUUUAUCAUGUCUAAAUAUUCAUUAUAACCUAAAUUUGUAAUGUGCAUUUCUAUCGUACAAUUUCUUAAGAUAUUUUACUAAGCUUCAUGAUUGUAUUAGUUUGCAGUAGUGGUUGUAUUAGUUUGUAAUAAAGCGUGUAUUAUCAUCCACCUUUAUUUGAAUUUGUACCACUUAUUAAAUUUAAAUUUAUACUAUUCUUGAAUACACAGUCAGCAUAUUUACAUCAUGCUUUUAAAUUUGUAUUGGGUGCUCGUGUUACUGGAAAAUGUGUGGUUAACAUUUAAGGUGGGCAACUUGUAAACGAAGGUUAAAUGUUAACCUAGUGGAAUGCUUGAGGAAACGGUCAAGGAGUAAAGAAGGCCUUGCAUUAAAGAAAACCCCUUCAAAAUUUCUUGUAUUCUGUGUGUGAAGCUUACAUAAAUAGUUGUAGACUCAUAUUGAAGCUUAAACCAAAAAAAAUGACUUGCAAUGGUGUCACUAAAAGAGAUUGUUGGGUGUUGUGUUUGUUGAGCUGUCAGCAACCAGUUUAGUCGUACAAGAGCUGUUAGUUUACAUGGACAAACUUUAUCUUGCCUGCCGAGGAUAACAACCAGUGUGAGUUACUCAAAUUAAAAAAGAAUUGGUUUACUAACUGAGAAGAAAAUCAUUAUUCAUAGGUAAGAAGAAAAUCAAUAUUUUUUAGACAAAUAUGUGGAUGAAGUUCAAAUAAAAGAUAAGUUAUAUCUCGAAGAGGAUUUCUACAAUGACACUGACAAAUAUAGUAUCACCUUUACUAGUGGGAAAUCGAAUAGUUGAUGCGUCUUGCAUUGUUGUAUGCAGAGUACUCAUAACCCAUGGUAGAUGUUUUAGAAGAAUAGUGGAGAAUAAUAUUUCUAAGUUGCUCUUUGAGUCUCUAAGCAUUCCGGAAACUACACUGUGAACUAGAUGACUACAGCUGCAAAACAUUUGAAUGUUAACAAAUGCAACUAAUUUAUGCUAUAUCUCAAUCAAAUAAAUCAAAACUGAAUUUAUAUAUUUAAAAUUUUCUGUCUUAAUCACUUGACAGUUCAUCAUUUAGAUGGAAAAUUAAUUUCUUAAAGUUUUUGAGUCUGAUAGAUAGUUGACUACUCACAUAAUUACCUUUAUCUUUGUUCCAAGUGUAUUCAUUUAAAACCUUGAAAAAAAUAGUUCUUAAAAAUUAUGGAUGAUAAAUUAUAAAAUAAAUGUAUGAAUAGAAUUUUUUGAUUAAUAAUAAUUGCUCAAAUUUGAAGUCCUCUGGGACUUGGCUUCAAUUCCUUAGAACGAUGGUUCCAAAUGUUUGAAAAUCGUUUCUGCCUAUUUGAUUUUUUGGUUACUGUGAAAAGUUAGAAAGAAAAUAACCUAUAUAUAUUAACGAAUGUAAUAUUAUACAUCUUAUUUCUGACCCUGUAAGAUUUGUUGACAAGGGUUCUAUGCCAUAACUUGAGCAAGUUUGAUUCUGCAAUAAGUUGGUUUAGAACACUUAAUGAGUUGUUAUAUGGUUUUCAGUAGAAAUUCAAAAGGUUUAGGUGCCAUCUCCUUUUCAUAUGCAGUUGAGUGGCACACCUUGCACUGUUUUGAGCAUGACAUGGAAACCAUAGGAAUAAUCUAGUAAAAAUUGAUAUUAGUCAAGCUGCUAGGAUUCAUGUUGUGAGUCGCAGUACAACAGUCUUGAAGAGUCUACUGCAAUUUAACUUGGUGAUGGUUAUUGUAAGAGCUGUGUUAAGGAUGUUGAUAACACUGUUGAUCCACGAUCUGGAUCAAUAUUUGGGAAGUCUUGAGUCAACUUGAGUCAGCAAAUUGUGCUUUACCCAUAGAGUACAGUGAACUAUAUUUGUAUAAAAUAAACAGUAUAAGGCAGAACACCAGUUAAUAUGCUGUCAGAUGGUGAAAAUUUUCCUUUUGCUUCUUGUUUUUCUUGCAUAAAAAAUACUGAAUGUUUUUGAAUUUAGGACAUUUUUACUCGAUAUUUUAAUCCCUUUUCAAUCACGUUGUCAGCUUUCUGAUCUGCCUUUUUUCUUUUGGAUUGUCUACUAGUUGCAAUACUGUCUUCUGUCCUAUUGAUGUCAUAUAUAUGAUUGUUCUUUUAUCUACAGGUAGCUGAAGAACUUUACCAGGCUGGAUUCAUUAGUUAUCCUCGAACAGAGACAGAUAGCUUUUCUGUUAACACGGAUUUGCACGUAUGUCUUUUGUGUUCAGUCAUCAUGCGGCCACUUCGCCAAUUUUUACUAUUCUUGUCAACUGUGCUUUCAUGGUUCUCAUGCUUCUAUAGCUUUUUCUUCAUUUGGUUGUCUUCCAUCUCUAUCAAUGGAAACUGAGAAGAUGGUUAUAUGUGUUUUGGUAUUACAUGAUUAUUCUUCUGUUGUUGGAUCAUGUAAUAUUAAUACUCUCAGCUGUUAUCUCUCGGAGAUUGUUGAAUUAAAUGGAUUCAAUACAAUGAUGAGCUCAUGGUUUGCAAAUGGAAAAGCUAUUACAGAUGAAAUAUAGGCUAGGUGCGAGUGGACGUAGCUCAAUGGGCUGUGAAUUUUUCUGGCCGGGAAUCGGUUUUAAUUUUAAAUUCUUUUCUUGAUUUGAGCUUUGAGUUUGUAGUUAGCUUUGACUCUGAUGCUGCUGUAAUCUAUUCUGUGGGGUUCAUCUUCAUGGUGCUGUUAAAACCUUAUUCAUUUCCAGUUGAGAAAUAUAUCUGAAACUAUUGCAAUUGUUGAUUGACACUUGAGUGACUCAUGCUCAGUGCAAGAGAUAUGGUUUACCCACGAUUUAAAACGUGGAAUCAGAAAUAUUAGUUGCUUUAUGUGUGCUUGUACUAUGAUCUACUGUUAAGGUCCCUUGUAAAAUAACAUUAGCUCUAUUGACUCAGAAACUUUUUUAAGUUUUCUGAAGCUCUAUUGUCAUGAAUGGUUCCGUGUUGUUUACUCCAUAAGAAAAGCUUUGGAAGUAUGUGUCUACUCUCUUCAUAGCCACUAACUAAUCUUAACAUGGUAUUAGAGGUAAUGGCUUCUGUUUGAUUGCUUGCAACCUUUUUAUGUCGUUCACCUGAGAAAGACCAGAAAUUGACUUCCGUAUGAGAUUGGAUAUUAAGAAUAGUCCCGUAAUGGUUACAACAAAAUGCCUUUAAUAUUGCUGCAAUAAACAUGGCUGUAAAUGGUCACGAGAGAGGUGAGCACAGAAUGUAUCUAUUUAAUUAUUGGACUAGAUAAUUUUCUAUUCUAAGAAAUGUGGUUCUGAGUUAACUCUAUUUAAUGCUGGUCGGGUUGGUUUUUCGAUUGACCAGCAUCACUUAUUUCUUAAAGCUUCAGCACAACUUCCUAGGCCGGUGUCUGGUAACAUUCUAAUCUUACUAUCCAUGGCAAUCAAAACGUCAUUUAAUGUCUCAGAUGCGAAAUGACUGAAGGUGGAAUAGAGCUGUGAAGUGGAUGACGGUGAGACAAUGACCCAAUAGGAAAUAUGGAUGGUUGGAUAUAUCAAGAAAACGAAGGGAAUAUCAUAAAUGUGUCAACCUAAGAGAAAACUAGAAGCAUAGAAUCAGAGGGGAGUGAGUUAGCAUAGGAAAAGAUAAUCCAUCGUUUCCUUUGAUAUUUUGGACAGGAUUUAAAUACUAUUGAAGGCUAUUCCGAAGUUUGAAGAAUUUUUUUUGAGACCUUAAGCUUAAUUUGAAGAUGUCAGACUAAGCAUUCUUCCAAAAUGGGCUCAACUUAUGCUUCAGCAUGUGCAUGCAUGUUCACACAGCAUUGAGCAAAGCACAACACAAAGCAGCACAGGCGUGUUUGUGUGUGGCAAAUUCACAGAGGCAUAUGACGCGCAUGUGCAGCACAUAGCAGGCAUGGAAAGAGGUAAACAGAUGUGCCUGUUAACCUCAUUCUGCCACAUGCAUACUGUUAACCUUGCUGGCAGGUCGCACUUUGGGAACUUGCGUUGUCAUUUGAAUUCUCUUAAGAGGAUGGCCACACUACCCUACCAGGGAGGUGGUUAGCAGCCAACCCUCGUGUCACAUGCAGUCAAGUUGUCACGUCAUGGUUAAGCUGAGUUAACCUCGGGAAAAAUAGGAAAAGCCACGGGAUGCUCUUCGGUAUGAAUAUUUGGGGCGUUUUUCUGAUGUUGUCUUAUGAAUCACAAUUGGUGAGACAUUUAAAAUGUUAAAUCUAGUGAAGCUAAAAUUUGCAGAGGCAAAUAGUAGCUCUAAAUAUUGGCAAGGUAUGCUUCUUUUGUUCCGUUCAAUUGAUCCUUGUUCUCCCUUCUGCGCUGUCUUUGACUGUUGUACCAAUCAUUUAUGUUAUGUGUGGAAAGAAUUCGUGGAAUUUUUUUCGUAAAGCAUAAUUUAUCAUUUUAUUACUCGUAUAUGCAGGCAAUUGUGCAAGAGCAAGUAGCACAUCGUGAAUGGGGUGCAUAUGCUCAAAGGCUUUUAGAUCCCGAAGCAAGGCUCUGGAGAAACCCUCAGAAUGGUGGGCAUGAUGACAAGGCACAUCCACCCAUCCAUCCUACAAAAUUUUCUUCUGGGGAAUCCAAUUGGAGUGAAGAUCACAAAGUAUGUAACCUUUUAUUUGUGUCAAGUGUUAAUGUUGACAAGUUUUGUGAAAAAUGAGGUAUAUUAGCCAUUUGUUGUUGCCAUCAUUGUCAUUUUUGUGCAAACAUUAUGUAAAUUUAGUAGCAAAUACUGCAGACUGUAAAAGAGUAUCUCAUGCAGGGGAUGUCAGAAGGUAAAUUCUAAAUAUCAGAAUUCCUCACUUCUAGUUGAGAUGUGAGAAAUUAAUUUCAAGGUGUCAUCUAGUGCUUACCUCUAUCUGCCUUGAUAUGGUAAUAGCACUACAAGCUAAUUCUUACUCUGUUCUUCUGUCUUGAGGAGUCUACCUCUUACCUUGUCAUGGAUCUUUCUGCAAGUCGACCCAGGAUAACUUGAAGAAACUGGAUUUCUUCUUCUGUCAUUUUUCUUUUGAAUCUUGCAUCAACCUCCUCUGGUUGUCUUUGAACAAAAAAAAAUAAAAUUCACCGUGGCAUGAUGGUCAUCAGAUGCCCUCUAAUGAACUGGGAGGCUGUUCGUUAGGAGAUCAUUCAUGACACUACCUUUUCUGCAACAUAAAAUGCUUUUGGUAUUCCUUGGUGAAAGCUAGAGAACAUCAAUCAUCAUAUCCUACCUUGCAAGAUGCUUAAUCUCGCCUUAAAAGAUUAUUAGAAGCUCUAUGUCCUAUGUUUCUUUCCUUUAGAAGUAUGUUUGACGGUCAUGGGUGCUUAUGCCCAAUUUCCAAAACCUACUGCCCAGUAAUGUCAGGUUACAGUUUCUGCUAUUAGAAAAAACCAAUGCAUACUUCACCUAUCUAAUCUCAGGCAAUCCUUUGCACCCAUCUUCACUUUCGUUCCAGAUAAAUCUGGCUUGUAUGUACCUCAGCUUUUAUGAAAAAGAAAGGUAGGUUGGGAGAUACACUUUUACAUAAAACCAGCUUCUCACAUUAAGAAAAAAGCUUUCUUAUUGUGAAUGAUAUCGUAUAUUAGGUUAAAUGAUGCUAUUAUUCAUUCCAGUUUUGUACAUUCGUUGUCAUUUUGCAUGUAGAGUACCCUAGUUUUCUGAAAAUAUGUGGUACUUGAGAUAGGAUACGAUCACAUUUUCUGGUUUCUGUUCUUUGUGGAAUCUAUAUCUAUUUGCAUGUAGGGUAACCCAAAACAACAAAAAUUGUGGAUACAACGGAAAGCAGAAUUUGUGAUCAUACCAUACACCAGGUGUCACUUACUCUGAGGAACCUAAGGUAUCCUUAAACAACAAUGAAUAUAUGCAAUAUCAAGGCAUAUUCCCAACUGAGAGGGCACCGUCCUAUUUCAAACCCUAAUGUUUUUUCCUGCCUUCCCUUGUGUUCACACCCACAAUACCUUUUUUUUUCUGAGAUAUGAGUUUGCCUGGGUCUUUAAACAGUUUUAGAAUCGCCUAGUCACAUCUUGACACUGUUUCACCAUGGAAAAGAUGGUCUUUCUAGGAUAAUAGAAUUCUGUUCCCUUAGAAUACCUUCCAAGAAUUUAGCCUUCUACCACAGUCUGUUUGACAGCUUUGUCACAAGAAUAUUGAGGAACAAAGGAGCUCAUUGCUUGAUACCUGGCCUAAUAUAAAAGAAUCACAAAGGCCCUUCACUGAUCACCACACAACUGAAGUGCUACAAACAGAGAUCCUAUUGAUCUAUCACAGAUGAAUGUUAAUGUGACUGAAUACUUGAAAAACAGUCCCAUCCCUGUGUUCAUCUGUGUUGCUAUAAACUUGACCAAAAUUUGGUGUUCUUUGACGAAAGCUCUUUAAUUUCCCUGUAUUUUUGUAAGAAAUGUUGAAAAUAUUUUUUACAUUUUGUUAAACAAGCUGCUGAGCCCGAAAUCCUAUGGCCUAUUUGCUUUCUGCCUGUGUCUGCAGUAACAUCAUGGCAGCAUUAUUUAUUUUAGACCUUCCUUUCCUUUUUAACACUUUGUCACUGUAGGUGGAAAUCUUGAUUCCAUGAACUAAUGUUGGCGAUCUAGGGUUUAUAUCCUAACCCAAGAAGCAGCAUAAUGGGCCACGACAUGUCUGGCCCAUUACCACUAGAUGAUGGCCCGCUAGAUGGGCCAUGACAUAGGGAAGCCUAAUAGGAAUGACCCAUUACAUUUAAGGCCCCCCCUCAAGUUGGAGCAUAGAUAUAUAUGCACCAAGCUUGGUACAAAUGGCCGUCACUUGUAGAGAUUUUGUGAAAAUAUUUGCAAGUUGGUCUUUAGAUGACAUGUUGGCAAUAGUGAUGUGUUGAGCUUGAAGUUGCUCUCGAAUGAAAUAAUAGUCAACUUUGAUAUGGUUGUGUGCUCGUGGAAGAAAGGAUUAGAUGUAAUGUGGAUGGCAGCUUGAUUGUCACAUCAAAGUUCCAUAGGGCCAAGAGGAGGAAGCUUGAGUGCCUCUAAAAAAUUUCAAAUCCAAAUGAGCUCACAUGUGGUACUCUGUAUUUAGACUCCACAUUGGAUCAUGAGACUGAUUGUUUAUAGCUCUUUCAAGAAAUAAGAUUGCCAUCAAGUGAAAUGCAAUAACCAAUUAUAGAUGUCUUGUCUGUAUUGCUUUUAGCCCAAUCGCCAUAAAAAAACCCUGGAUGUUAAGAUGACCAUGGUGCUUGUACAAUAAUCCUUGGCUUGGAUUUGUUUUUCAGAUAUCGUAGAAUUUGUUUAAUGGUUGCGAAGUGCCCACUAUGAGGUCGAUCACUAAACUGACUUACAAGACUUGUAGCAAAUGAGAUAUUUGGUCGAGUGAUAGUUUAGUAGAGUUUCCCAACAAGGCACCAAUAUCUUCUUGGAUCGUCUAAUAGUUCUCCUUCUAUAUGAGAUGACUUUAAGUGGGGAUCUAUACGAGUGGUCGUUAGUUUUGCUCCAAUCAUACUUGUCUCUUCAAGUAGAUCAUGUAUACACUUCUAUUGAUUAAUCACAAUGCCUUCCUUAUAACAUGCAACCUCUAUACCAAGAAAGAACUUGAGAUUAUCUAGACGUUUGGUAGCAAACUGGCCUACAAAAAGGUCUUGAGUUGAGAUAUAUCAAUAGAAUCACUCAUAGUGAUAACUAUGUCAUCAACAUAGACAAGUAAUAAGAUACACUUGGUUGAGGAGUGUUGAUAAAAGAAAGAGUGGCCAACACCACAUCUUUGAAAACCAAACUCACUCAUAGUAUUGUUAAAUCAACUGAACCAUGCUCGAGGAGAUUGCUUCAAAUCAUAAAGGGACUUCUACAAUAUAGAUCCUAAACUUGUGACAAGUGUGGUAGAAUCAUUCAUUAGGGUGAUAGUACAAACACCAGGAUGACUAGAAUAAAGAUAUAAAAUUAUUAGAUAUAAUUUUAUUAUGGUCAAUAGCACCUGAGUCAAGAAUCCAAUAGGGCAAUUCACCUUAAGAGGAUGUAGAUGUGUGAGAGAGUGACAUUGCAGAUGUCUUAGUUGUGUCUAAGGCAAUAAUUGGUUCUGAUGCUUGUUGGACAAUUUGAAAUUAGAGUAUGUGAGCAUACUCAUCAGAAAGUGGCAUGUGAUGUAUGACUCGAGAUCCUCCCUGCUAUGACAAUGUUAGCAGUCUGGGGAGGACGGCCAUGAAGUGCAUAACACUUGUCCCUUGUGUGACCCUUUUUCCCGAAAUAUGUGCACUCAUAUUUCUGGCAAUUUCCAAGUGCUCUACCUCCACUUCUCCCUCUCUAAGAGUGACCACCAUGAGUAUGCCCAUGAGGAUUGUUGAGCAGACACAUACUGUGUUCUCCACAAUGGGUGUGGUCUUUGAAAUUCCUUGACCCAGAGAAGCACGGGAGAUAUGUUAAUAGGCAUCAAUAAGUGUUGGCAGCUCAUUCUUUGCUAGGAUCUGAGAAUGAACUCUAUCACACUAAGAAUGAAGCACAUCAAGAAAUUUAACUAUUGUUAGUUAAUCUUGUUAUUUAUGUAUCACUUGGAGAUUAGUAGAUAAUGAAAAUAAGGAGUGAAAAUUUGAGUAAGACGAGCGAUCUCACCGAAGUAUUGACUUAUGUCUCUUUCACCUUAUUUCAGCCAGUAAUACUCCACAGUCAUACAAUAGAUCUCAGAGAUGUUGUUGGUGUACAUUAGUGUAAGAUGAUCUCACAUUGUCUUGUAUGUGUCUAGAUACUCAAUAGAGGCAGAAGACCUCUCUAUAAAGAAGUAUAGUAGAGGUAGAAAAUCUCGCCAGAAAGAUAAUCAGCGGAAGUGGAAGACCUUGUCAAAAAGAAGCAUGAUGCCAAUGGCGACAUGGUGGCAGAGGACAUUGGCGACAGCGGGGUCAACUUGGAAUGGUGCCAGAGAAGGGUUUGAAAUCCUAACCUGGCUCUGAUACCAUGUAGAAGGUGGAAAUCUUGAUGGCAUGAAUUAAUGAUGGCAGUCUAGGGUUUAUAUCCUAACCCUAGAGGCAGCAUAAUGGGCCACAACAUUUUUGGCCUAUCACCACUAGAUGACGAUCCAUUAAAUCGGCUGCAACAUAGGAAAGACCAAUAGGAAUGAACAAUUACAUUUAACAGUCACCAACUGCAGAUGAUACGCUUUCAUAUUUUUCGUGAGCCUGAAAAGAGUAAAUAGUUUUACUCUGGUUCAAAAUUAUUGAAGUUUUUGUUGGGCUCUUGUGUGUAUGUCAUAAAGAUCAUCCUAGAAAACUGUAGCAUAAUUAAACUGUUUAUACUUUAGUUAUCUCAUGAAGUUUAGAUUUUUAUGGCUUUAAAUUUCAAGAUGACAAACUUGAUCCUUAUUACAUAUUUUUAGUAAAUUACCCUCGUUUUAAAAGCCAACAUGAGCCCUAUUAGAUCUAUAACAGUUUCUAAUAUGAAUUUUCAUGAUUUUAUUCAGCGUCUAUAUGGAUUUGUUGUACGCCACUUCCUUGCAUGUGUCUCCCAGCCCGCUGUAGGGGCUGAAACUUCUGUUGAAAUUGACAUAGCUGGGGAACAGUUUUCUGCAUCUGGGCGUGCAAUCAUUUCUGUGAGUACUUGGCUGCUUCACUAAGCUGUUAUUUAAACUUUCAUGUUUCACAUUGUCAUAUGUUCUCUUGCUCAUUGGCCAGGAAAGUUGUGCUCUCACAUUCACCCUAGAUCACCUAGUGGAAUCUCGUGGGUUUUUGUGAUACAUAAAUCAAACUUUCAGUGGAGCACUGGUGCUCAUACGCUUUGGCCAUUUCAUUUGUUGUAAUAACAUGUUAUGAUUCUUGGCCGAAAGUACUAUUAAGCUAUCUCACCUCCUCAUUGAAAAUUCAUCUCUUACUUGACAAUUUAACUAGAUGCCAAGGUGGUAGGCCACAGUCAGUCGAAAUGAUGUCAAUAGUCGGCAGUUUCACUCAACAAAAUCUCCACCUUUCAAAUUUAUGUAUUUAAUCCUUUUAAUCUUGUAAUGUGAGUGAUUUGAUUCAUGAUCCAGAAAAAUUACCUUGAGGUUUAUCACUUUGAAACAUGGGGAGGUUCAAUUAUUCCAACCUACGACAUUGGGCAACAGGUUUGUUCUUUUUCUCUUCCAUUUUAUAGAUUGAAGUGCACUAUUGGAUCCGUGCUUGCUGAUAGCUAUUGUUUACGUUUCCAUUCUUCUUCACAGAUUUUCAUUUGCAUGUGUUAUAUUGCCGUUUUUCAACGUUUCAACUUUAUCUUUAUCUGAUAUAUAGAAUAAGCGUCUCAGGAAAUUUUACAAUGAGGUCCAAAUGCUGUGGACAGUUUGAAAUGUUGAAUCAGAUUUCAAAAGUUGUGUUUCAAAAGGAAUUUCGUACAGAAAGACCUACGGUCGAAAUCAAGUCUGGAAUCAAUUUUUGUUAAAUAUCAUCUUCUAAAUAGAAGUAAUAUUGUUCUAGUUUCCUAGAAAUCAACUGAUUAGUGACCUUGAGUUCAGGUUUUCUUAUUUAUACAUUUUUAAGAAGGCACUGAAAGCAGUUGAAUGGUUGUUGCGAGGAAAUUUUCAAUUUUUAUUGCAACAAAUAAUUGAGCUGUUUUUAUGAAAGUAUAAGCAUCAAAUAUUUAUCAUACCGCAUUUUUGCUUUAAGGAAUAAUUCACAAUACUUCAGUGAUCAUGUUCAUUUAUCAUGGUCAUCUGUAAUCCUGAUUUAUUUGCCUUUUCAGUUUUUGCCAACAACAUUGACACUGGAUUCAGGUGUGACACGGCCACCUCCUCUUCUAAGUGAAUCUGAUUUGUUAAGCUGCAUGGACAAGGUUGAAAUAAUUAUCAUACUGAAGAUUCCUUUUACAUUUCAUAUUAUGUGAAACUUUUCUCUUUACUUUUUCAUAGUUUUUUCUUGUUUGAUUAUGAAAUAGUCCCAUAAUUUGUCUUUUUUUUAUGAUGUUUCUAGGAGGGCAUUGGCACUGAUGCAACUAUGCAUGAUCACAUAAAAAAACUGCUGGAUCGUUGCUACGCGACUAAAGAUGCGAACACCCGCUUUUCACCUACAAAUCUUGUACGUAGUUGCCUAGACCUUCUCAUUUAAUUGUGUUUCACAGUUGUUUUUUGUUCUUUAAAUAGCUGGACGUUUAUUGUGGUAGUAUGAACGAGAUAACUGAAAAGGUUUUAAUGCAGUGCCCUAACGUGGGAUUCUAGAGUCUUCUUAUACAUGUUGUAACAUACAAGAAAGAGUAGAAAAUCAGUUUAACAUUGCGUAAUGAUAGAAUGUAGUUGGGAUCUAAUUAUGGGGUAUAACUCUACUUACAUGGCGAAGAUUAGAAUAAGGAAAUAAAUAGCUGCUGGGUGUCAACAAUAGAAGAUUUUAUUUUCUGCCUCAUUUUGUUGGGGACGCUGUUUACAUAUCUUGUUUCAGGUUAAUUAAACAUAACGAAAAACGGUUGACACGCAGUACUGAUGGAGUUUUCUAAGCUUUGAGUGUUUGGAUGCUUCUCAUCUACCUGUAAUUGGAUACUCAUUGUAUUUAUGUUCUUCUUAGUUUUAAAUCAGGUUCAAGCAUUAAUCCUGCAAAAGAUUUGUAUGCCCCUUUAAAACGUAUGAUUUUGUGCUUACCAUUAUGUUGACUAAUUUCAGGGAGAAGCCUUGGUGAUUGGGUACGAUGGCAUGGGGUAAAAUAUUUAUCUCUAUUUCAUAUAAUUUUCUCCCUAGAAUUAUAUAUUUAUUUCUUUUCUUAGCGGUCAUAGAUUUGAGUAAUAGCCAAUAUCUUUCCUGUUAUGGUUUUAUAUCGUAGUUUCAUAUUGUUUUUUUCUAUUCAUCUCCGAAUCUACUGCUCCUCUCCUUUUUAUUUUUUAACAUUAGUUUGCAGCUGACAUAGGGAUGCUAAGUAAUGGAGCAUACAAAGAUGCCCAAAGUCUCUUGAUGAGGGUUAAAAGGAGAUGACAAGUUGAGAUGGCUGGGGUGUUGAAUGAAUGACAUGAUUUAAGAGAUAAAAAAAUUGAAAGAGAAGAGUUGUUGAGUGGGACUGAGGAGAAAGGGAGAGGAGGGAGGGUACUUUGCUAGAAGCAUGUCGAUCCGUACGUGGAAUACAAGGGAACUGGUAGUGUGCGAGCAAGGUAGAUGUCCUUCGCUUGGAACAGGCUAAAUCCUUCGGGAGGGAAGAAGAUAUAAUGAGUGAGAUUGGUGGAUUCAUCUGCCCAAAGGAGUAUCUUCUCUGAAAGUUUGAAGAUCAAGAUGUACAAUGUUCUUACAUAAUGUUUAUGCAUUAGAAGAUGUGGUGGAACAACAACAGGUGGGGAGGUAUGAUUUCUCCUAGUUCUUUAGGAACAUAAUAGAUGAAUUGGUAUGUUGUUUUUCUGGUCCUUAACAAGAGCACAGGAAAAGGAUUUUUUAAAGAUUUAUUGGCUCUUAGCAGGGUUCACAGACAUUGGUGUGGAAGAGAGUACUGUGAUGCUGCUACAGAGGAUAAGGACAGGAAAUGUGGUGUUUAUGAACCAUUAUUGAGUACAGGUGAACCUCCUAUUGUAUGCACCCUUAUUGUCUGCGGAAUGGGAGGAUCAAUAACCAAGAUUGGAAGCUACAUCUUUGCCUACCGCAGUAUCUGAAUACAAACCUCCUUUCGUUAUGGCCAUAUGUUAUAAUUUAAUAGCGUGCCAACUCAAGCAAUCAUCUCGUUUAGCAACUAUCCAAUUCAAGAUUUUUCUGUUAGGUUAAGUUCCAAAAUAUUAUAACAUGCAGGUUUUAGGAUACUGUUGAAAUGUACUAGAAGCAACCAUAGGUUUCUUGUUUACAAUACCAUUGUACUUGUUCAUUUACGUACCCAUUACCCAAAAUCAAACUUAAAGUAUCUAUUGUAUCUGAUAUCAAAGCUCUCAUUGCCUCUUUCAAAUGGUGGACGUAGCUCUGUUUCUGCAAUUAGAAGGCCUAGAAGUUUCAUAAAAAAAUGAUAGGAAUCACACGUACCCAUUAGCCAAGCACACACCUUAUAGGUACAAUCAAAGAAUGGUUAUUGAAUAAGAGACAUUAAUUAACAAGAACUUUAUCAUGAACGAUGGAUCUGAGUAGAAAACACUUAAAUCAUUCCAGCAUACUAAUUUAUUGAAUAGGAUCUUAUGAAUGUCGGUAGAUAUUUUCAGAGAUAUAUUCAUAAAUAUAUCUCUUUUCCUUUGUGUAUAUUCUUCCUUCUACUGAGGGCUGUCAUUAAUUUUUUAGGAGGUUAUAUUUUCCUGUAACUAUGUUUACCCUUUUCUUUUUUUGUAAGACCUUCUAUCAAGCAUCUAAUUUAAGUGCACUUGAAGAAGACGGAGUGUUUAAGUUUCUUGCUGGCCUAAAGAAUGAUUAUGAGUAUGACCAAGAUUUCUUUGACAUAUGAGAUUGUAGUGUGCAUGUAGUUUCCAAGAGGUGUCUAUUUUUCCUUUCUACAAGACCAUUUUGUUGAGGUUUAUAGGGGCAAGAUUACUCAUGAAUGAUACCAUCAUCAUUCAUAAGGAUGGUUAUAUUUCAUUCAAAAUACUCUUUGGUAUUGUCAAAACGAAAUAUUUUUACACAUUUUUCAAAUUAAUUUUUAUUAUGUUACAAAAUACUUUGACAAUUCUAGGGACCUCUCAUGUGUCAAAAUACUUUUUCGGAUGUAAUACCCCACAAUAUUCUGCACUAUGGUUCGUCCUCCCACAAUGUGUAUAUUUCUUUUCUGAUUUUUCUUUGGCUGGUGCUUGACCUUUUGUUGUUUUAAUUAUACAACCAUGGCUAACUAAGGCCAAGUGUUCCCCCACUUCAGGCUCAACAGACUUAGGAGUGUUGUUCAUCAUUUGUCUUCUCCCUUUUUCAUUCAACACUUUAUAAUAUACUUGUUCAAUUGUGAGAAUAGGAUCUAGGUUUAAGAAUGAUAUUAAUUUAUUUUUAAAUUUUUAUAAUUACAUUUCUAUUUUUAAAAACUGAAGAGAGUGUUUAAGUUUCUUGCUGGCUUUAACAAUGGAUAUGAAACAUUGAAGAGUCAAAUCUUAAAUCUAAAUCCUAUUCCCAUAAUUGAACAAGUAUAUUAUAAAGUGUGGAGUGAAAAAGGUAGAAGAGCCUGAAGUGGGAGAGCACUUGGCCUUUGUUAGCCAUGGUGGUAAAAUUAAAAUAGCAUAAAGUCAAGGACUAGCCAAAGGAAAGUCAGAAAAUAAAUAUACACAUUGUGGGAGGACAAAUCAUAGUGUAGAAUAUUGGGUAUUACAUCUGAAAAAGAUGUCAACAGAAUUUAAGUCUGAGGGGAGGGGAUGACUGAUAUCUGUUAGAAAUAGGUUUUUCGAUUUACUGUGCUAGUCCUUUACUUUCUUGUCCACUGUACCUUGUAAUAAAAUCAUAAGCUGAACCGGUUCAAACGGAAUCAGACCGAUUCAGCCUCUCCCAUUUCGUAACAGCUGGUUGGUAUAGAUACCAAUCAGCAUGUAAGCAUUUGAAUAAUUUGAGUUUGGGGCUUCGGCCUUCUAUUUCGUGUAUCUCUCUCGUGUACGCUGCUGGUGCAGAAAGGAAAGAAGGGAGGUGUUCAGAGAUGAUAAAAGAUAAACACGAUUUUUAACAUGGUAUCAGAGCACAGGUUUGAUGACUCCAGUCUUCUCUGAUCUUCUGAAUUCUUCUUGAACGACGGUUUCUUGUUUUUUCAGGAGAGAACAUAUUUUUUCGUGACUUGUUAGAACAAGUCACUGGUUAUUCGCUGAUUCUGAACUUUAUAGGUCAGAAUCUAACACAAUUGAACUAUAGAACAUGAACUGUGGAUUCGUGUCUUGAUCUGUAGAUUAAGACUUUUUUUCUGAAACAAACAGACCUGAUCCUUGAGUUUUCAAGAAUGUCUGAAGUGACUUCUAUGGCAGAAUAAGAAGGGUCCCGAUCUGUGAGGGUGGAACCUAUCCCAAUCUAUGGAGAUCUGCCAAUCAUACCACAAGCAGAUCAUCUAGAUGGUAGGAAUUACUUUGGGUGGUUUCAACAAAAUCGAGUUGUUCUUAAAGGACAAGGGAUGGGUAAUCAUUUAGCUCAUCCAAAUCUGAAAACUGGAGACCCAGGAUUUGAAGCAUGGGAUCAAAAAGACUCAAGAAUCAUGGCUUGGAUGUGGACAACCAUGAUUCCAGAGAUCCGUAGAACCUGUUUGUAUCUUUCUAGAGCUAGAGCAAUUUGGGAAAAUUUAUAUCAGACUUAUUCAAGAGCAAGAGAUGCUGCACAGCUUUAUGAAUUAAAGUUAAAGACGAUGACUACGAGGCAAGGGGAAAAAUCAAUGACAGAAUACACGCAUAAAGUAAGAACAUUAUGGCAAGAAUUUUAUCAAUACAAAAUUGCUGAUAACACAAUUGAUUUUCAUCUCACGUAAAUUUAAUGUUUUAUCUUUUUUAACGUCACAAUGUUUCAUAUUCCGUAGAUAUGAGCUUUGGAAACCAUACCUUCGGUCCAAGAUGGAAUCUGACACCAAGGAAGUUUGUGUGGGCUCGAAAACAAAAUCUGAGGUUUUAGAGACUUGCUUGCAGCAGAUGAAAGCUUGUUUCUUAGAUGUAAGCUUAUGAAUUUAUUAUCGUAUAUAUUAUUUCAUUAAAUGUGUUAUACCGUGGAUCUUAAAGCUUAUAGCCUCAUGGGCAUAUCAGUCAUGUAAGUGAGACCUAUAAGGCUGAUACUUUUUUGCGUUGAUGUCAGAAAAUAGCUGGUUUCCUUACAGAAAAUCUCACUAAUCUAGUGAUUGCGGUUUUUAACUCAUUAUCCAGUUUUGGUUUAUUCUCAUUCCAUUAUUUCUCAUAAUGCCUGCUUUUGACUCUAGAAAUGGGAUUUUUUUCGAUCAUAGUUUUGAUCCACCUUCACUGACACACGGUUUGAUCAAGGUAAUCCGGGUUGACCUACCUAUAGUUAAAGGCGAUAUGUUCUGCUGUGCAACAUCAUUUGAUGACUGAGGACUAGAUCAUCUUUUAAUGGGGUUGCUUUCACCAUUUGUUUUCUUCAUCCCUCGUUUCGUCCUUCAUGGUACAUUGUACGGAUGCUAUGUUACCGGACGAGAUGCAUUGCCAAGAGUAAGAGCUUUACGUCUUGGAUGUGAACAUCUUUGUUCAUGAACAGCUUGUCUGUAUUUUGCCUCAAUCUUGCAGCAAAUUUCAUCUAUUUCGAGAACCAAAUUCAAGGAUAAUCUUCUAUUUUAGUUCUUGAUUCGAUACACGGAUACUAAUCAGAAUAGGAAUCCUCCAUGGAUCCAUAGCCAUCUUAGGAUCGACAUUGUCAUGUUUGAAAUAAGAGAAAGAAAGAGGAAACGCAGAAGUAGACAUUUCCUAUAUGUUUUCUCUUUCCAGCACUGCAAAUAUAGAUGAUCGUAGCUGCACUCCAGGUUGUCUUAAUCUCAUCUUGUCCGUUGUUUUUCUUGUUUUCCCUAAAGAUAUAUGCAUACCUUUAAGAAAUUGAAGAGCUAGGUUUUAGACUAUCACUCAAUUCUCCAGUCUCAAUUUUACGCCAUGGAGCAACAUAAUUCACUAUCAGCUAGAAAUGACAAGGGAGCAACGUAAUUCACUAUCAGCUUUGUAAACAUUCUGUUAAUAUAUUUUCAGGCAAGGCAAAACAAAGGGAAACUAUUUCAAGCCAUGGAGAUUUUCUUUGAAAGGUAUGUGCCUACGCUUAAAAAUGGACUCUAUACCUUCCUGCUGAGUACCUUUUUUUGUUCUAGGUCAAAUAGAGCUGGUGAUACACAGCAAAGUCUCACAGAGAAUGUGUGCCCCUGCAAAAUGUGCCAAGAGUCUAAUAUGGUGCUGAGGCAGAGACCGGUAAAACUUAUUAAAUACACCUUUAAUAACCUUACCAAUGGUUACCAUUUGCUGGAAUAGUUGUUAUUAAGUUUAUUUUGUCAUCCAGGAAUGACUGGUAUGACUGGCUAUUAAUCAUUGUUUGCUUUGACAUAUAACCAUUUGAAAUCCUGUAAGUUUGGGGGUCUAAGCUUUUCUGCAGUGCAUUAGGGUGAACACUUUGGUCUGAUAUUCACGUUUAAACCUAAGUGGUUUACUGUACAAAUUUUGGGAGAAUGAAGUGGUGAGUUAGAAACCCACUAGUAAAUUCUGCAAUCUGAAUGGAAGGUUUAAACUAUCUCGAGUAUGUAUGAACAUUAACAAUUUUCCUUAAAGGUAAAUUAAAUGCGAACUUUGCAAUUAAUCGAUACUAUUAUCACUUGACUUAAAAUAACUAUUAUGCUGUCUUUUUCUUCGGAUAUAUGUAAUCUUUUGUUGCUAUAAUAGUCAAUAUAAGUUUGUUGAAUUAAUAUAUGAUAAUUUCAGAAGGUUGUAAUAACGUACAGACAUGAUUACUAAACAUAGUAUGCCCUUUUUGUCUCACUAGUUAUGCUGAUGGACACUAUUUUAGUAUCACAUUUGUUUCGUACACAAACAAUCCAUCCAUCUCUUAAAUGUAUUUUUUGAAACCAACUGUGUCCUUUUUUAUUUUCUCUCUCUACUGUACUCAUAUUGUGAACAUAUGACUAUGUGAAUGCUUCUCUUCAUAUUUGCAUUUUGAUGAUGAAAAUCUGCUCUAUUUUCAUAAUUCACAGGAUGGCAAUUUUAUGGUUGGAUGCAUACGCUUCCCACAGGUGAUUUCCUAAUGAUAAGCUUUAUGCAUUCUCAUAACGGUGUUUCGCUUUACUUUCCCCACGGGUUACUUGGUUACGUUUAUAAAGUUAUUACAUGAGGACGAAAAGUGUCUUCGCAUUAGCUAGGGUGAAAUAAAAUAAUAUAUGCUAGUGGUACGUCUGGGGACAGUUUUCUAAAGUGUCCAUUUUCUUUUACAUGCCUAUGCGGAAUAAUGUGUGAGAUGUUUUGUUCAUCAUUUUGUUCCCAUUUUUAGAAAGAUCACUUGUAUAUUUUUCUUCAAAGAAAAACCCAGCUUACCAAUUUAAUUGAUAUCCAGGAAAAAGAUUGUGAGGGAUGGCUUCCUGCCCAAUCCCUGGACACAGUAAGGAUCAAUGAGGACUCUCUCGGGAAAUUAUACCUAAGUUAAAUCCCAUUGUAGUGCAACAAAUCUAAUAUGAGAUGUUUGUUGUGUUGCCACAGAAGUUCCUAGGAAAUUGUUCACAUCUGACGGUAUGAUCACCUUUUGUCUCGCAGCUGAAAUUGAGUUUAUCUUUAACCCUGUAUUCGUGGUGAAGAUUAUAGAAAAAUAUUCGGAUGUAGAGGAUAUAGCCCCAGACGUUGACAAAUUAGAUGAGUUAAACUUUAGAUAAAAAAUGAUAUAUAAAAUUUGGUAAUGACUGUAUAACAUUUAUUCUUAAAGUAGCCUUUUACUUGUAUUUUAUUUUUUGGUUUUUUGUUGGAAUAAAUAACCCCGAUAAGUUAUCGUUUUUGUGGGUAUCUUGGGCAAUUUAUAAAUGCUAAUAUACAUCUGAAAUUUUCCCCACAACUGCGAGGGUUUCAUUUCCCCAGGUUCUGACUUUGUACAUUGCACUCCAUAGUGGAGUUUUAUAGUUAUAUCUAGUGACAUAGACAAGAUAAAUCCAAAACUAUCCACAUCAAAUCUAAACUCUUGAUGAGCAUUAUGCAGUUUAUAAUAGGGUGUUUUCAUAUUUUGAGAACAUGAGCAUUAACAGUUCAUAAUAGGGUGUUCUCUUGAUGAGCUAUAACAGUAAUAAUAAUAUAGGGUGUUCUCAUAUUUUGAUGAGCAUAAUGCAGUUCAUAAGACUCAAGUGUUGAUGGAUGGAAUCAACAUUGCUUCAUAUUUUCCUGUCUUGAAUUGUAUUAAAUUUAAAAAUAUUUUUUUUAAUCCAACGCUGGCCUCGUAUUAUUUGUUCCACAGUGUAGAAAUGUUGUUUGGCUUCCAGGGGCAACAUCAGAAGCAACCGUUACCAGCAAUAUUUGUAAUACCUGUGGCCCAGGUUUGAUAGAAUUGAUCACUCUUAUCGCUUAAUUAACGAAAUAUGCUUAUGCCAAACCCAAAGAUAGCUACCUUUAUGUUGCAUUCAUAGUAUUUGCUUUGUUUGCAUGUAGGACCUGUUUUCAUGAUCCAAUUUAAGUUUCGUCGAUUAGAGAUACCAGCAAACUACGAAGUUAACCAUUUAGGUACGUAUAUUUUCCAUUGAGAAUGAACAUUUCUUUUAAAUAAAUCGAAUUAUGACUGCUUAACCUAUUCAGGCUUUCUUGCAGUACUAUAGAGAGUUGCCAAUCAAGGAAAGAGACGAAUUGUCACAGUUGAUUUUAGGUUGCAUUAUAUACUAUGUUGCCAUAAUCACCUUGCAUUUUAGUCUCAGUUCGUUCUGGGAGAUUGGUGGCACUAUAGUGGUUUUUAUGUUGGAAUGAGCUCAGAAGGUCCACUUGAAUCUAUUGCUGAAUACUUAAAAGUAAUAUUUUCCAUGUCGUGCCUUGUUACUUACAAUGAUAGGACUUUAUUCUAUUGCUUUCAUUUGGACAUUUUUGGCUGUAAAUUUCAAUUUUUUGCUUAAAACUCAUUUUCAUGAUCGAUAAUAGCUGGUAAAGUAAUUUUUACUUAGUAAACAUCAAAUCAAUCUACUAGGUGCUGUCUCAUCUCAAUGCCAUAUUUAACCCGGGUUUAGCAAAUUUUCAGAAUCAUAAUAGAUAAUUGUUAUUUAAUUUUUUUGAGUUUCUUCGCCCAUAGUUGAUCCAAGUUGGUCACAUUAUAAUCAUGUUAACGGAUUCAUUAGUUCUGGAAGUACCAUUGUUUCUGUCAAUGGCCUGGUUUCUUGAAUCAAAUUUGAAGAGGCCGUGCCAACUAUCAAUCUAUAGACCUGUUAGUUCUUAAACAGCCGUUAAUUUCAUGCUAACGUAAUGUAGUUGUAUGCUUAAAGUGUUGUUGAUGCCAUCAGAACGUUCAAUUUUGAUGACGUUCAAAACUAUCUGCCAUCAAAACGUUAUUAAUAUGUCAAUUUAGAAAUUACUGUCUCCCUGAAAUUCAGAAAUUAAUUUGGAUAUAUUUUUUCAGGUUGUAUUGGUGGUUGUGAUAGCGUACUUAGAGAUCUUAUUGAGAUUUGUGGAACUGGAUCCCGCAAUCUUUCAAGCGCAACAGGUUUCUUAAUGCAGGCUCUAACAUGAUGUUUUCCAUGAAAUAUACUCUCAAUUUAUUUAUUUAUUUUUGUAGAAAAGGCUAUGCCCUUGUAAACCUACAACAGUUUUCUCUAAACUUUUUUUUAUCGAACUAUGAUAAAAGUUUUUACAUGUAAUCUUGCUCAUUUACUUGUUCCUGUACGCUUUUGGAGUCGAAAAGUUAUGGCUCAAGAUAUUCAAAAGUUCAUGUAACCAAACACUAAAUUAUUUUCAAUGCUUCUUUUAAAGGGAUUUAUUUCCGACAUUUUCUUAAGUAUAUGUCCUCGUAGAAUCAUGUGCUUACGGCUUUUAGUAAAUGUACUUAUAUCAAAAUGCGAUUGUUGAUUUGAUCUAAAUCUGAUUCGAACGAGUCCAUUUUGAACUGAAGUUGUCACUUAGGAGGUCAUCAGAAUUAGAUGUACACCCAAAGUCAAAUCUGAAAUCCAGUUGUUUCCUCUUCAGUGUAUUUGAGUGAAUUUGCAUCUACAUUUUUCUGCUUUUGCAGUUGUUGUGGUUUACCAGAAAAACCGCUUGUUAAUGGGGGCCAGGGGGAUGGUCUAUUAAAAACCCUGCCAAGCCCUGCCUAAUAUUUCAGUAGCUUGGUCAGAAAAAUAUGUUUAUUUAGUUUCUUUGCCGGAAAAAACCAGGGCUCAGACCCAUCUGCUUGGAAGACCAAGAAGGGUAGGAACAUAUACCAGCAUCUUUCAUGCCUGAGCCUCUUCUAAGAUUAUUUUAGUUAAUGAUAUUCAGAAAUAAUUCCCUCUCAUGUACAAAUAUAAGCGUAUAACAUAUUAGAUUUUAAAGUCUAUUAAAUAUUUUAUCAUUAUAUUUCAUGCACCGUUACCAUGAUAGUUAUUGAUUUCUUUGUUUGUCUUAUUGUGUCUAUGAUAAAAGAAUCUUCGAGAAUUCACAAUGUAGUAAUAGCGUAUUAGUAUUUCGUUUUGUCAAAUAGGAAUCCCGAUUGAGUACUGUGCACAAAUAAGGCUAAGGCAAGACCUAGUUAACCCAGGCAAACACAUUUCAUAUUUGUAAAAAUCCAUUGUCAUCCUCGGUAAAGGUCAGAAAAUGAUGUUACGGAAGAAGGAUUCAAUAAUCUCACGAGUAUUUCCCUUGUAGAUGAAAAGUGCGUGCACUCAUUGCAUGUGCCCAGCAUCAUCCAUUUCUUCCUGAUUAGAGAAUGAAUUAACGACAUAGAUAGAGAAUGUUCUUGUUGAUGAAAACGUCUUAUUUUCCCAAUUUUUAGUGAAUUGAUCAAAAGUUAUCUCACCUAUUAUUUCAUUGACCUGAAGGAAAACAGAAGGUUAGGGUAUAUCCCGCUGUCAUAUUUAAUUGAGUUCAUUGGCUGUUUGUAAUCACCGAUGCAUCUGCAUAUUACUCUUUUGACUUAUUUAUUCAACACCAGUCUAGCAAGUACUCGAUUCUAACAUGGAAAAUAAUUUCGAAAUAAAAAAUAAUGAAAUUAUCUCAACUAAAUCUUGAUCUCUUUUGCCAAAUCAGCAGGUAGAGGGUCUCGGACUACAGAGCCUCAGAGUAGUGCCCAAAGAAGAAACUCCAGGUCAGAAUCUCAUGCCCCUCGUUCACAAGAUUCUCAAAAUUCGAGAGUCCAAAGACCGCAAAAUGGUAUGUUUGUCUUUGUACCCGCUAAUAUGUUUCAAUUCUUUUGCUUGUAUGAUUAUAUAACAAUGCCUGGCACUAAAAGAAGAAAGUUUAUCAGAAACUGAAUAUAGGCCAGUAGGAGAGCCACUUAUUUAAGUCACCAGAAAACUGUCGUUUCCCCCUCUCAGUAAUAAACUUGAAAUUGUUAGAUUGCAUACCAUGCAUUAGAAGACUGCUUCUUAUGCUGCUUGGUCAUUCUUUCUGUUAAUUAGAAGAAAAAACCCACCCUGCAUUAGCAUGAAUUAGUAAAUGUCGGGGAUUAAAUGGAAGAAAUAUGGAUGAGUGAACUUAUUCAUGGAUUAAUGGAAGAAUUAUGGAUGGCUAUGACGUAUCAAGUGACAUCAUGAUUAACGAUGUACAUAAUUUCAAAUACCAGAGACUCCACAAUUAGAUCUAGCUAACUGUUUCUUUUCCUCUGUCGAGAAUUUAAUCCAACAGAUUUGUGGCAAUGUAGGAAGGCUGUCAAUCGCUUGUGAUAACUGUGGUGCUACAUGUGCAUUGCGAACUGCUAACACAGCCAAUAACAGAGGAAGAAAGUUUUACUCCUGCCAGUCUCAAGAAUGCAAUUUUUUCAAGUACGUUUGAUUAGAUAUUUGGAUUAUUUAUCUUAAGAUCCGCACUUUCCUUAUUUGUGUGCUAUAUCUUUUUAAUAUGGCUAAUUGCCCAGUCAUUUCCAUGAAACUCAUUUAUUUUUUCACGUGCUUCCAUCAACUUUCCUGUAUCACUCAAGUGUCUCUAGAAAGUUACUGCAGAAUUUCUUGCUUAGUUUAUUUAUCAAGUUCGAUAUCUGCUGGCCAUAAAGCAUAUGUUUCUUGUUUCUAUUAAAAAUCCUGAGGGAGGAACACUUCUGUCUUGUUGCCUUUUUCAUUCAAGAAAGAGCAGGUAAAUCAAAUUCUGGCAUCUCUUCUUAAGAAGGGUGAAAUAGAGCGUAUGUCAACGAAACCCUUUUUUUUUAAAAUUUUUAAUUCGAGAUUGAUAUAUCUGCUCAGGAUAUUCUCUUUCUAUCUCUGAAACACUCAUGAAAGAUCAUCUUCGUGGUGUAUUAGGACAAUGUGCACAGGCAAAUUGCUUGCAGAAAAAAUUAAGGAAACUAAAAAAUUUGAUGUAUGCUGUGAAUGUGCUUCGCAGAUGGGAAGAUGAAUUGGAAAGUGCUGGAACAGAAGGCCGAGGUGCAUCCCAUAGGAGUAGUAGGUCGUCUUCUGCCAACAGGAGAGGUGGUCAAGGCCGGAGACAAGGUAGAGAGGCCGUCAAUGCAGAUGUCACAUUUGUUACUGCCACUGGUGACCCUGUUUCUGGUCGAUGUUAUGUCUGUGGUGAUCCCUCACACUUUGCUAAUGCUUGCCCAAGUAGACGCAGAUAG